Molecule: messenger RNA, 3169 nt
Organism: Cyclopterus lumpus (lumpfish)
Lineage: Eukaryota; Metazoa; Chordata; Actinopteri; Perciformes; Cyclopteridae
Exons: 15
Coding region: 333-2375 (680 amino acids)
Molecular function (GO): guanyl-nucleotide exchange factor activity
Source: RefSeq, a predicted model, not a curated record
ACUUCCUCACAGAGCUGCUCCCGGAGCGUCAUCCGGGACAUCUGCUGCCGCACAGAGCAGCGCGAGCUCAGCGCGCGACGUUCCGCCUUCAAACGCCGCAAAUGCUCCGAAGCCCAAGUUUCUCCAGAGAAGAAGGAAACACCGGACAUUGGAAGUCUUUUUGGGGGUUCAGCUGCAUCUUUUCAGACGUCCGGAGACAUUAGAGAGCUGUAACGGAGACUUAUACGGAGGGAUUUUGGCUCCUGCAGCCAUUUCCCCUGCAGGGCUGAGCUCUUUGGCUGGCUCGCCACUUCCUUAGCAGAGAGCUGGCAGGGGCAACAUCUGAGCAGGUCAUGAAGCCUCAAGAGGCGGAGCUCGUCUCUGAAAUCUCAAAGCUGCAAUGCAUGGUGUCGGAGCUGAAGACGGGGUUCACCGGCGCUCUGCUGGAGCUCAGUCAGAUCCAACAUGGAGACACGUACCUGAGGGAGGAGCUGGAGGAGAACCGGAGGGGCUGCCAGAAGAAAGCUCUCCGUCUGGAGGCGCUGGUCGAGUCUCUGAGGGAAGAACUCGGAGGGAUGCGCGGUCAGAUCCUGCAGCUGCACAGCAACAGACUGAGACCUCAGCAGGAGGGAAAGAGCUCCACAUCCAAGCACAGAGAGAGCAGCGACGCAGCAGAAGCGUCCGGCGAGCGGCGGCCGUGCGACCGUUCGGCCGGACCGUCCCGAGGGAAGCUGCUGCUCCUCUGCUUCCUGCAGGGCCUCAAGGCCGGAAAGAGCGACGGCACCGAUGCUCGACAUCAGGUGGCGAUGCAGCUCCUGCACUCUGAGUGGGAGUACGUGUCCGCCUUAAACCAGCUGUAUGACAAAUACAGGACGCCCCCAGCUCACCAGAUCACCGUGGAGCCGUAUCAGACAUAUGUGAAGUGUGUGGAGCAGCUGUUACAGCGACAUCUCCUCUUCAGAAACACGCUGCAGGAGCGCUUGACUGCCGAACACUGGAAAUCUCUGGUUGGAGACAUCCUGGUGCAUCUUAUCGGACAGAACGAUACGGCCUUUUCGGACAUGUACCUCGGAUACACGGCGACCCUGGCAUCGUUCCUCUCGCUGGAGUUCAACAGACUGAAUCGCUCCGAGGAAAUGCAGAAGAUGCAGAGCGGCCACGCGGAGAGAGAGGAAAUUAAACUGCUCUACCUGCUGUUGGCACCCGUCUCUCGCAUCCACGGCUACCUGAGCCACAUACAGAACCUGCUGCAGUGGACGGGGAAAGAGCAUCCUGACUGCAGCCUCCUGCUGGGAAGCGAGCGAGCGCUGAGGAGCAUCUUGUCCCGUUGUCAUGUGAUCCUGGAGGAAGACGUCCUGUGGGAGGAAGGAGGAGGAGGAGGAGGAGAAGGAGGUGGACAGAGCAGCUGCACGGAUGCAGUGGCAGGUGGAUCCUCUGCAAAGUGCUGCACCAGGAGCCAACAGGCCAGAGAGUCCCAGCGUCAGCCCGACGCUGCAGCUCAGAGAGACGACCCGCAGCCCGUCAGUAAUGGAGUGGACGGGUGUCACUCCAUGCGUCUGGAGUGCUGGUCCUGCAGCCCGGUGAGGAGGAAGGUCUGUGGAAGAGAGCGGACCCUCCUGAAGCAGCAGGCCCGGGACUGCGGACACGCCUGCUGCGGCCUCCUCACCCCGGACGCUGCCGCGUGGGGGGAGCACAGCGACUCGGGCCGGGGCACCUACAGCCAGCUCACCGGGAGAGGCACCGACGGGCUGGAGGCCCCUCGCGCCCGUGGCCACGGCCUCGAGGACUGCGAGACGGACCAAGACGACACGUCGGCCUUCGACUACUCCUCCGUGACCUCCUGCAGCCCCGACGCCACGCUGCGCAGGGAGACGACGGGCAGCAACAGUGGCGAGGAGGAGGAGGAGGAGGAGGAAGAGGAAGAGGAGGACAGCCAGGUGCCGGUGCUGUUGAAGCCCUCGUGCAGCCAGCAGCAGCAGCAGCAGCAGGCGCCCCGAGAGAGGACCGUGUGUCUGAGGUGGCAGAUUCCCCGGGUGACCCCUCACCCUCCUCUGAGGAACGCCGUGGGGCCGCCGCCGUGUCUGAUCGGCUCCUACGGGAAGAGGCUGGUCCACGUGAGGAAGGGGUCUCCUCCUCUACAUCCCAAAAGUGCAUUCAGGCCCAUCGUGGAUGAUCCAUCCAAACAGCAGGUGGAUGCAGCUCCGGAGAAAGACAACAGACAAGGCUUCCUACCGAUUCCAGCCCCAGCGAGACAAAGCUUUCUAAAAUUCAACCCGAGCAGAGAGAACCUGAGACCGGGCCCGGCUCAGCAGAGAGGCCACCAUGCAGCAGCCGUGAGCGCUGGAGGACUGUGGGAGGACAGUGAGGACAGCGAGGGUCCCUGCAGCACCGUGUGACCCUCCAGCAGAGACAACGGGACCAGCAAUAAACACAUCAAAACGGUGGAGGUUACAAACGGGAGCUCAAUUUGAGAUUUCUUUGAUGGAGACAUUUCCCCAGAUGGUCACGACGGCAACGUAACUGCAUGGAUUGUUGUGAAUACGGCAGACAGCUUUGUUUGGCUCCAGCUACAUUUAGAAAUGUGAGAUGAGAGAGAUCAAAGAGCAACAUUCAUCUGAAAAAAAUAAUUACACUUUUUACACAACGGUUAGACUGAGAAAUCAAAUGUAAUAAUACAGAUUAUAUUGUUUUAGUUUUUUUUUAACUGGGAGGUGGUGAUGUAUGACACAAUGUAUAAAGUUAGCUUAAAGAAAGCUAAUGUUACUAAUAAAUAUUACUUCAUACAUUUAAAUGGGUAUAUUUUAAUAUCGAAUGGAAGCAGUAACGUGACAUUUUGGAAAACAUGCUUAUUUUGCUUUCUGGUGGAGAGUCAACGUCCCUCUUGAUUGUGUAGUUAAAGCUACGUGAAAUAUGAGGCAACGUCUGGCUCUAUUAAAUAGCAACAAACCACUUAAUAUGUUGUGUAUAUAGUUUAUGUAACAUAUCCAAAAACCGAGCUGUAAAAAGGACAAUCCGUUAAAACAGGCCAGUUAAAGGUCGGUAAAAUGUCGGUUGCAGAUGCAUCUUAGUGCCAACAGACACAUGAAAGUGGCAGUUGUUUUUAUUAUUAACUAACACCAACAGAAAGUAAAUACUUUAUUAAAAAAAAAAAAUCUCAAAAUUCUAAAACCACUUACCAACAAAAGCCGAG